Messenger RNA from Ogataea haglerorum, 3318 nucleotides. RefSeq lists its product as uncharacterized. NCBI's taxonomy places the organism in Eukaryota, Fungi, Ascomycota, Pichiomycetes, Pichiales, Pichiaceae. The coding region runs from base 1 to 3318 and encodes 1105 amino acids. The record is from RefSeq and is a predicted model, not a curated record. The transcript has 2 exons.
AUGUUUAAAGUUGCAAGCCGCAAAUCUUUUACUUUCAGGCCAUUCACCCGUCCUUGGGUGAUCCGAAACUCUUCCAGCGCCUCUAAUGCGCCAGAGUCUGCGCCGGAGCAUGCGGUGGACCAAGAUUCCUCCGGUGACGUGCAACGCACCAAGAAAACCCGCAAGAACUACAUUUCUACCUUCCCACGCGUGCCUAGCACUAACAACAUCCGCGAGAAAGAUCUGUUGCUCGAGCAGUUCUUCAACGGACACCUUCCACUUACGAAACCUAUAGAGCACAACCACCCAGCCACGCCUUCCUUGUCAUUUUCCCCGAACGCAUAUAAGAGGUCCAAGGUUCAAAACUCAUCGAUCCUGGAUAACCUCAAGAAGUACAAAGACAUGAAACGCAAGAAGCUGGAUGAUAACUAUCACCCAUUUUAUAGUGCUCAUAAAAAGAGUCAGUCAGCAGGGAUUUUGACCCACAGCUCUCUGGACACUCAAGAACACAACCUGGAGAUGCUAAAUUUACCCACGAGCUACUUACAGUCGCUCAAGCCAUUCAAGGCUCCGCCAAGUCCGGGGAAUGAGGCUUACAGAGACGAUAUUAUUUAUGUCCGAAAGCUCGAAAUAGAGGAGCGCAACCUCAAGCAGCAGGAGGAGAUCAAUAGACGAGUCCAGGAAAACUUCGAGCUGGCCAAACGCGGUCUCAAGCAGUUAGACAAGGGCGACAUUGGCGAAUUUUUGGAUGCCAUAAAACUUUUAUUCACCAUUCCGUCCAAACGUAAGAAAUCCACACGGACGUUGGUUCCCAAUACGGGACACGACGAACCCGAAUCGCCAGGUGCUGGGCCACAGUCUUCUGAUGACGAUGAAUACGAUGAUUUCUUCGAGGAAGAAUACACGUUCGAUUUUGAUUUUUCUCACCAAGUGGUGAACUUCGACCCGGUGAAGGUACACUCUGCUUUAUUCAAGCUUUUGCGGAUCCAGAACCCCAAGAGAUCCUCGAAAUAUGAUCAUUGGCUUCUUUUUGCUUCGCUAGCAGGUUUUUGCGAUGUGUAUACUCAGCCCUCCGACAUGGACUACGAUUACCAACACGUCCUAUCUCUCAAACGAAUUGCCGACGCAGUGAUCGCGCUGAACUAUAACACACACUCCCGCUCCGAGACCCCUCGCUUUGAUCUUGCCUUUGCGUUGGCCAAUAUAGUUGAAAAAAUAACGGUCUUAUUGAAUUGCUCGGACUAUCAGAGACUCGCCAAAGUCAACAACGACGAUACUCACUGGGAGGAGAAUUUACAUCUCUGGACGCCGCACAAGACACUAUCUGGUAUAACGAGCCUUGCGGAUGGGUUCCAUGACUUGAAACUGCUCUACAACAUCGCCACGGUAGCGGUGUACUGCAUAUAUCUCCUCUACAAAAAGGACGGCUACAGGUCAGCAAACGGUCCGUAUAACCCGUUCGCCGACUUCUUCUUCCAGCUCUGGGAGAACAUUACACAGGUUAUCAUAUACGGUCUGGAGAUCGAUCGCAGAGACGAGAAACUCAAUUUUCCAGGAUAUCCGCCGAUUGUGCGACAAGUGAUCAAAGGAUGUGCUGCUUUGAGGUCAAUCACGGCUGCCGCAAUAACAGCGGAGGACGAUCGGUGCGAGCACGAUCUGCAACACAGCUCGCUGUUCACGUUCAUGCGACCUCUUGGCCGUCGUGCAAUUACUGGGUCGUUGGCAAAACAGAACGAGAUCCACACCUUGCCGGCGCGCGUUGGUAGCAUUGACUUCGAGAAUUUACCGCUGAAACUGAUUCUGAAUGAUAGAUACGACGAGGACGUUAUGUACAUGUUUGAACUGGGUCUGGCGAGAGACGUGAAGGACGAUCCAUAUCUUGCACACCAUCCUGAUAACGACUCUGACUUUGACAUCGACUGCGAGUUUCAUCCAAGCUGCCCCUGCGACGUGGACAGGAGAAGACAGCAGCAGGACAUCAUACAGUCCCUGGGUGACCCGAUCAAGGGCACGCAGAGAGAGAAAGAUCCAUUGUUGCCAGAUAACAUUCUCCAACCUCAUUACUCGCCGAUUCCGCUUCAGUUCGAUGAGCUAGGAAACGACCUCCGAGAAAUACCCCGGGGACCAAAUACACAGCUGACCGACGAGUUCGUUGAACUCUUGCACAGGUCCCAAGAGGACGUGGACAUAUUUUUCACCUCUCCGGACGAAUUGCUCGACCACCUCGAUUAUGUGUUUGACGACACAGACCGCGUUUGUCCUUGCGAAAAAGUGGUGCGCAGUGUUGCUUGGAUUGUCAUGUACGAAUAUGAGGCAAGCUUGAUGACGGAAGAUGAGUUGCUACAGAAAGAAAAUGACCCCGCCAUUUCAACUGAGGAGUUAAUCAACGUUGUCUGCGACUCAGUCAAUUACAAGGUUCUGGUAAAACGAAACCCAAAUCUUUAUUUUGCCAUGAUGGACGAGCUUCUGAUGACCCCUGGCGCAAGAUUGAAACUUCUACGUCAUCUUUGCAUGCAACAGUAUCAUCACUGGCAGGUCACCUAUCUUCACGACUUACUUAUCGGAGAGCGUGGAAAAAAACAAAAUGAUAAGAAUUCUCCUUUGGGACGAACCGAGUACCCAUUCAGUCGAAAAGGGCCCUUGAUCUUGACCGAUUACGAAAAGAGUGUUGUCGUCGACACCUUUUUGUCAAAUCAAUUCGAUCAGUUGAAACAGGUGGGCGACGACAAGGAUUCAUAUGAGAUUCCCUUGAAAGUCAUCUGCAUAAUGCUCAAGUCACUCAAAGUCAAGGGGGUUUGUGUGCGCAAUAUUCAGAAAUUCAGAAUCGAGCUCCAGAGUUGGCUGAUUCAAUCCGGAGGACUGGGAAAGUUUCCUGAAGCACGCGAGCUGUUCUUCGACAGUCAAAAUGAAACUCUAGUUGUCGAAGAGGAACCAAAACGGUUGAACACAGAUUUGCAUCGCAUUUCCGAAGUGGAGCAGGACGGCCCCAAGUUGGGUGCGCUGCUUCUGUUGAAACUUUUCAAAGAUGAAGGCACCGUUUUGCUGGAUCUACUCUUGAACUUCGGCCAGUACUAUCCAAAGAAACGUCCUGAAAUUCUAUUUUUCCUUAGCGACUUGGACAAGUUGGAAGACACAUUUACCAGCCAGAUGCAAUUGGUUACUAUAUCCGAUUAUGUGUUCAUGUAUAUCUGGCGCGCGCUUCAGUGUCAGGACGCCAAUGCAAUUAGGAACAUGCUGCUUUGGACAAGGUUAAUCGACGAGAAUUAUGACUGCCUGCCGAAAAUCCAAGACUUCAUCAACCACAAGUUCGAAAAUGCUCCCGAUAGAUUAAUUAAGUGA